CUUCUCUCUCUUCUCCCUCUCUCUUUCGCAAUAUAUAUUUAUUUCUUCGCAAUUUUAAAAUUCAGCAUGAUUUCAUCACUAUUGAACUUCUCAUUAAUAUAACCCCAAGAAGCUUUAGGAAUUUUGGGAAUGGUGAAGCUCUUAGUUUAGUGGUCGCUUCUUCUUCUCCUUCUUUCUGGGUAGGAUAUGGAUUACACGCAGUUUGGUGAGUUUGAUGUGAGGAGAGAAGGCAGAGAUUUCUCAAGCAUGGAUUUUAGCUGGUGUUUGAGCUCUUCUUCAACUUCAAUCACGUCUUCUCUUGUACAUUUCCUUCUUUUUGCGUCUUUGCUUUGUUGCCCUGUCCUUUGUUCAUCAGAAAUGAACAGCAACAACAACCUCGGAGUGGUGAACCAGACGUUUCGCCCACACCAAGAGGUCCAGAAGUUGAGGGCCAUAAGAACUCGUCUUCAACAGAUCAACAAGCCCCCUGUUAAGAUAAUUCAGAGUCCUGACGGUGAUAUCAUAGAUUGUGUUGUGUCUCAUCAUCAACCGGCUUUCGAUCAUCCCAUGUUAAGAGGACAGAAACCACUGGAUCCUCCAGAGAGACCAAAAGGGCAUGAGAAAAGGGAUAUGUUAGGUGAGAAUUUCCAGCUAUGGAGGUUGUCUGGUGGAUCAUGUCCAGAAGGAACGAUUCCGAUCAGAAGAACAAGAGAAGAAGAUGUGCUGAGAGCAAGCUCUGUUCAAAGAUUCGGAAGGAAAUUGCCAAAGCCUGUUAGAAGAGACACCAACACAAACGGACACGAGCAUGCCGUAGGGUAUGUGAGUGGAGACGAGUACUAUGGAGCAAAAGCAAGCAUAAACGUGUGGGCCCCAUCUGUGGCGAAUCAAUAUGAAUUCAGUUUGUCUCAAAUCUGGGUCAUCUCUGGUUCUUUUGGGGACGAUCUCAACCCCAUUGAAGCUGGCUGGCAGGUCAGCCCAGAGCUGUAUGGAGAUAACUACCCCAGAUUCUUUACUUACUGGACGAGUGAUGCAUAUCAAGCAACAGGGUGCUACAAUUUAUUAUGCUCUGGCUUUGUUCAAACCAACAACAAAAUUGCAAUUGGGGCAGCAAUCUCACCCACUUCUUCCUAUAAUGGUGGACAAUUUGACAUUAGCUUAGUCAUUUGGAAGGAUCCGAAGCACGGGAACUGGUGGCUUGAAUUCGGGUCGGGUAUUCUGGUUGGGUACUGGCCAUCGUUUUUAUUCACGCAUCUACAGGAUCAUGGGAGCAUGGUACAGUUUGGAGGGGAGGUGGUGAAUUCGGAUCCUUCCGGGGCGCACACUUCGACCCAGAUGGGAAGCGGGCAUUUUGCGGGCGAGGGGUUCGGGAAAGCCUCCUAUUUUCGGAACUUGCAGGUUGUGGACUGGGACAACAACUUGAUUCCGUUGACGAAUCUUCGGGUCUUGGCUGAUCACCCGAAUUGUUAUGAUAUCCAAGGAGGGAUUAAUAAUGUGUGGGGGAACUACUUUUACUAUGGUGGACCUGGGAAAAAUGAUAGGUGUCCUUAACAAGGGCAUUAUCGACCUUCACCUUCACAAGGCAGAGGUGAAAUUUUUUUCUGGGCAUUUUUGGGUGUGUUAUAUGGGUUUUCUUCUCAGGGUUAUAGUGACCCAUGGGUCAUUCAUAUUAUAUUUAUAUUUAAUUUCUUCCUUUUUCCUUCUUUUUUUUUUUCAUUUUGGCUAACAGGUCAUCCAUUGAUUAUACCAAAACUCUUGUGUAAAAAUUUUGAAAGAGAAAUAGUAAAUAUAUUUCCUUCGUCA
Neltuma alba is the source of this 1779-nucleotide messenger RNA. RefSeq lists its product as uncharacterized. The record is from RefSeq and is a predicted model, not a curated record. NCBI's taxonomy places the organism in Eukaryota, Viridiplantae, Streptophyta, Magnoliopsida, Fabales, Fabaceae. The transcript is spliced from 7 exons. The coding region runs from base 187 to 1527 and encodes 446 amino acids.